Messenger RNA from Paramecium sonneborni, 760 nucleotides. The record is from the annotation of a GenBank genome assembly. NCBI's taxonomy places the organism in Eukaryota, Ciliophora, Oligohymenophorea, Peniculida, Parameciidae.
AUGGCUACACCUAUAGGAUAAUUUGGAUUAAGACACUCUUUACAAAUCUAAUCUUCUCCUAAUAUAAAACUAAAUUAAUAAUCACCUUAUUAAUCACCAUAUUAAUCACCUUUAUUAUAACAACCAUCUCUUUCAUAAUAAAGAUAACCAAUUCAAUAAAAUAAUUUAGGUAAUGUUAAUAGAAAUAUUUUUAAUGAUGGUUAAAAUAAAAAAGCUAAACAAUUAUAAUUAGUAGAUUUGAAUCACAUAGAGGAACCGUGGAAAUAAAAAGUUUAAUAAUUAGAAAGAAAACUGUAACGAUUAGAAGAAUAAUAAUAAAAUAAAGUGUCUGAUGAAAAUGAAAGUGAAUUAUCUUAAGUGUAUAGUCAAAUCUAACAGUUAGUGAAUACUAUUAAAAUAUUGCAAGAAGAAAUUUAAAUUUUGUAAGACAAAUUAAACAUAAAAUAAAAUAUAAUUGAUGGUUAUGAUUCAUAAUUAAUUGCAAAAGAUAAAGAGUUAGAAGAUUAAAAUAAUUACAUCUAAGAAUUACAUAAUUAACUUGAAGAACAGACUUUAUAAAUUGAUGAUAAAUAAAAACUGUUACUGGAUGAAAUAAAUACUUGGAAGAAAAAGUUUAUUGAAUAGAACAAGUAUAUUAUAAUUUAAUUUUAGAGGACUACAUUAAAUCCAAGAGGAAUAAAUUAUGUUUUAGACAUAAAUUGAUAAUCUAAAAAAUAUAAGAUUGAUGUUAAAUAAAUAGAGUGAAAAUAAAUAAACAUGA